Molecule: messenger RNA, 2298 nt
Organism: Parathielavia appendiculata
Lineage: Eukaryota; Fungi; Ascomycota; Sordariomycetes; Sordariales; Chaetomiaceae
Exons: 2
Coding region: 298-1992 (564 amino acids)
Source: RefSeq, a predicted model, not a curated record
GCAACUCACUCAACGUUCAACGGUUCAACCCCCAUUCACCCCCCAAUCCCUAAAAGGCCCCGAGACACCUCUCUCUAUUUGCUGUCUGGGCCUCCCCCGCUAGCCUGGUCCGGUUCCACGAUGCAGUGGAUGCACCCUGUGAGCCACCCAACCACGCCGUGCCUGUCGCCAUGUCGGAUUUCCCUCAAUACCUGGCUAUGUACGAUGCGGCCGAUGCGGGGCCAUUCACCGCCGCCAUUCGCGCCGGCGGUCAUCACCAUCACGCCGUCCACCACCAGGCCCCGGUGACGAGCCACUAUGUUCCAUGCCCGUAAGUACGAGGACAAGGUUACAAAGGAUGGCACCACGGCGCGCAUGGUGCUCCUUUUUCUCCGCGAGCUCCUCGAGCAGCUCUCUGUGGAAGAGCGAAUUUAUCAGAGCUACAGCUGUCCCAUGACUAAGUGCCACAGGACUUUUGCGGCGCCGCUGCACGUCAUUCAGCACCUCUUGUCGUGCCCAGAGAUUCCCAACGGCGAGUUCAACUGCGACAAGUGUAGCACCAGCCACAGCUUCCCGACGAACGAGAAGGAUUGGACGCAAUGGACGGGGUGGAGGUCACCGCACUCCUCACAUGGAGGGAGUGUCCAACGGAAGCGGAGCUUGGGUUCGAAAAUGAAGGAGCUCGCUCUGUGGAAAAAAGAUUCGUUUCGAAAACACAAUGCUGCAUCCGACUCGCACUUCAAGAACUACCCUGCCACGGAUACGAGGCCGAGCACGGCGGCUUCUGAGGCGCCCAGCAUCAUUUUCACAGGCAGAGCCUCUCAACAUCAUGCUGCAUUCCAUGAGCAGCCUGGUCAAAGGCCCGGGUCGGAUUUUGCGAAUUUCCCGAAGCCCCUGCUGCCUUCUGGUCUUCCGGAAGUCGAUGGCAGCAUGUUCUGGCCCACGUUCCAUGCCAGUUCCUCCGACCUGCCCUCUACGGUGUCGUCAAUCGCACUGUCGUCAACGGUUGAUGACGGCCCGUCCUCCCGUUUCUCACAAAACACCUCGCGGAGCACUCUAUUUACUACCAACUUGGAUCAGCCGCAGGCUCCGACGCAGUCGACACAAGACUGCAAUACUGUCUCAGCCUCGCAACAACAAUACGUCUUUCCUCCACAGCUGCCCUUCAACGCGGGUUUGGCCGCGUUGCAAAGGCAAGCACCACCAACCUCGGCCAUGCGGAUAGAGGAGCAGGUCUCGCAUGCUCAAAGCCCUUUACCGCCGACGGAAUUGCGCUCGGCAGCUCCGAACGAUCAUGGGUGGUGGGAUCCAAAGGUAGGAAUCGAAACACCUCGGGCCACUCCGCCCGCAUCCGGACCAGAACCUGGCUUCCCACGUCAAGCCAGGAUGUUGAGCAGCCUCGGCGCUGGUGUCAGCAGCGACAUGUCAAGUCCAACCUCGCCUGGUACAGCCGCGUCCCCGUACUACCCGCUCCAGUCAACCUCGACGCAUUCCAUGUCCCGAGCACUGAGCCAGGAAUCCAUGCAGAACGGCAUGAAUACCGUCUUUGGGACGCCAGUCUCAGAAAGAAGCGGGCUCGGGGCUCUGUCGCUGCAUGCUGACACGAGCCAGCCGUCGUCCUCAGCUCCAGGUCAACAAUCUCCGGAAGACCCAACCGAGGAUCUCGUCUGCGACGAAUGCCAGUGGAAGCCACGGGGUGUACGGGAGAACCUGAAAGGCUAUCUCCGCAAGCACAAGAACACACACAAGGGUGUGCGCCUGGCUUGUGAUGUGCCGGGCUGCGUCAAGACGUUCAGCCGGCUGGACAACCUAAAGAAGCACAAGAAAGAGAAGCAUGGCAUCGAAGACAUGGGCGGCUCGGUGCCGGCGAAGCGGAUGGCUGGCGAUGUUGGAGAGUCCGUUAAAGAAGAGGAGGAGGCGGAGUCCAAGCAGCCAGGCAGCGUUGUGGGUUCUGAUUUCAGGGCGGUUACGGAGGAUCACUCGAUGACGCUAUGGCCGUCGUUGCAUUGCUAGGCGGCCGGGUGCAUGCAUGAAGCGGUUGAUUUCUACGAUGCUCUUGUUCAACACGAACGAGGACACUACGCGCUUGUCAGCGAAGAUUUCCUUUUCUGGUUUGUCUGUGCUAUAUCGGGACGAGUCGAGUCUGGUGGGCUGACUGACCAUCGGGCUGCGAAACGGGUCAUUUUCAAUGUGUUUUUUUCCAUGAUAUCCAUGCAUCUAUAUCUCAAAUACCCACACUAUACUCAGGGUCGGGUCUGAACCCUUUUAUUUUCAGCCAGAACAUAUCGGGUAUCCAGCAUUGAUUUUGCGUUGAACCAA